AUGCAGUCCAUGUUCCGCCUGCCCUGGAGCACUGACGCUCCAGGCGACAAGAUCAUGGAGAAGGCGACCAUCCACAAGACAAGACCGCUGCACGUCGUCGACAUGCCUUCCUUCAUGAAGCUCAAGAGGAAGCGCACCGACAGCCCAGAGCCAGCGCCCCCCUCGCAUGUUGUGAAGAAGUGGAAGUCCGCAAAUGCAGUCGCACCCGCGACUGCAAUCCCAGAGCUGGCCAGGAUCGACUCAGUCGCGUCUGAUGAGUCGUCGUCCUCGGUCGUCUCUCAAGCUCCUGCAGAUGCAUCGUCGGAAUCGUUACCCAAGGCGCACCCCGUGAAAAUGGAAGGCGCCAGCGAAUCCAAGGUCCCAACGCAACAGACUUCCUCUGCUGCCACCAGUAAUGGUUCCGCCAACCAAUCCACCACGGCCAUGGAGACGGAUUCCCCAACUGACCUUACCGCCGUGCAGCAGACCAUCGAGGCCCAGUUCAACUACGAGAUCCUCCUCAAGCACCAGGAGCUCCGUCUCAUCGAGCAAGAGUUAGCCAAGUGUCAGGUCUCCCUCGAGCAACUGAGGCGUUGCUCUCUGAUCCCCUUCCCCGGAACCGAUGGACCUUCUCUGGAUGUCAGCGGCGGCGUGGGCUAUGCGCUGCCACCUGCCCCUGGCCACACCAAGCCUAAGUAUGCCGCACCCUGGGGAGUCACCGACGGUCCCUACACUCGUCAUUACGCCAAGUGGUUGAUCCAGGAUCCCAAGUUCGACUCCAUCCCCGAGCGUGAGCUCGCCCAACAGCAGUCCUCCCAGGCUUUCUAUGGAUCGGGCGCGGGCCGAGCGACUCGCGGUAGUUUUGCUGAGUUCGGUUCGACCGGCAAGGCCCGCACGUCGCGAACUUCGACUGGAACGUUGAAGCUUCCGGCCCUCGGUGAAAACCCAGCGCCUGCUCCCAAGAUCGAUCCUCUGCUGCACAAGCGAUCCACCGACGGACAGUGGGUGCGACUCUACUGCGCCCAGUGCGGUCACAGCAACUUCUCCAACACUCAGGGGUUCCUCAACCACUGCCGCAUCAAGCACAACCAGGUCUUCAAGAGCCACGACCAGGCCGCCAUCGCAUGCGGUGUCCCCGUCGACGUCAACGAGGGUGGACAGCCCGUGCCAGUGCCGGCCACCGAGCCUGCCUCCACGACCGUCUCCACCCCCGUUGCUGCCUUCCCGCCGCCGCAGACCCCGGGCGUCGUCCAUCCCCUGAUCAAGGCCAACCCACCGCAGAUGGCUGCCAACGUCCACCGUGACUUCUCCCGCAAGCCGACCAAGAUUACCCCUCCCGUGCCGGAAUCCAAGUUGCAUUCGCCAUCGACUCCUUACAUGACUGCUUUGCUGCAGAAACGUGGGUUCGAAGGCGACCUCAAGCAGAUGGUGGACACGGCCCGGACCAAGGUCGACCUCGAUUCGAUGGAGACGUCCGACGACGAUUCCGCCGCCCAGACGCCCGUCACCGCGCAGUCUCAGCAACUGGCUCGCCUUCCGGUUAGCGCUCCGAACGCAGCGCCCGCCAGCAAGGCUGCCGCGAAUCGUCCAGGCAGCAAGAAGGGUCACGGUAGCCAGGCCCGCUUUCCGCACGUUCCGCCACCAGUCAACGUGGGCCAUCACCACCAUCACAACCACUCACCUGCCUCUCCGGUAGACCUCAGCCCCCACACAGUUGAGUCUAACCCGGGCUUAGUGAGUGACCACGAUGACGAUGACUCGGACGACGCGGACGAUGCGAAGAGCCAGAUCGAUGUCAUGAUGAACGACGAUGUUGUGGUCGAAGACGCGAGCGACGCAGAGGGCGUGGCUGCAGAGAGGACGGGGUCUAGGAAGGGGCUGGAGGGGUGUUUCCAGAAGGGAGAGGGCAGUCGCAAGCAUUAG
Molecule: messenger RNA, 1902 nt
Organism: Aaosphaeria arxii CBS 175.79
Lineage: Eukaryota; Fungi; Ascomycota; Dothideomycetes; Pleosporales
Exons: 1
Coding region: 1-1902 (633 amino acids)
Source: RefSeq, a predicted model, not a curated record